Molecule: messenger RNA, 820 nt
Organism: Uloborus diversus
Lineage: Eukaryota; Metazoa; Arthropoda; Arachnida; Araneae; Uloboridae
Exons: 5
Source: RefSeq, a predicted model, not a curated record
UUGACCCUCAAAAUGCUUGUGUACCCGAUUUUCGUGGUUAUUAUUUUACUACAAAAUAGUUUGAGUUUUCCGAUGAAUGACACACAAACUGCCUCCUUAUCUGACGAAUUGGUUUAUCAGAAAUGGAUGAAUAUGGAUAAGACGUUGAAGGGUUUCGUCAGUUCCGGACUGAAAAAGGUGUUACCCGUGAUGUAUGAUUUUUCUAACAGGGUUAAUCUGUCUUCAACCUGCGUCAAACAAGGAUUAAGACUUCUCGGUGGUAUCAAACGAUUGGAUACCUGGGCCCUUUCUUUUAUUGAUGCCAGUGGGAAAAGUAUUGAUGGCUUGUUGAGUUCGACAAUAGCUUCUUUCGGAGACUUCGAUCAGUGUCUGAACAGUGUUGCCAAACGAAAGGAAGGAAAUGAGGAAGUUGUCACGUUCAAAGGAAAAUAUUGUGUGGUAGAGUUCAAGCCGCCGUUGCCAGAGAAGAAAGACGAAUAUUUUAAGCAUGGCAUAAUAGGCUUGAUAAAUGCCACAAAGUCUGCAUCCGGCUUGAUCCGUGAAUUGGCAUCUACGGCGCAUGAAUUCUACGCAGCUUCAUUACAAUUAGGCAUCUGCGUUCCUUCUGGUUGUUCACUGGAAGAUGUAAACCAAAUCGUAAAUUCUGUUGCUGCUGAAGUGGGUAUGGAUGCUCAUGCAAGCCACUGCGAAGAAAGAACCUCAAAGCCGCUGACAGUAGGAAACAUUGUUGCAAUAUCAGUGUACAGCUUGAUAGGGCUUCUGGUACUGAUAGGAAAUGUCUUGGAUUAUUAUAUUCAGAAGAAAAACAUUCAGUUAGAAA